Messenger RNA from Plutella xylostella (diamondback moth), 1520 nucleotides. NCBI's taxonomy places the organism in Eukaryota, Metazoa, Arthropoda, Insecta, Lepidoptera, Plutellidae. The record is from RefSeq and is a predicted model, not a curated record.
AUGGAGUACGGCUACCUGAGCGGGGCGGGCGGCGGCUUCGACGCGGGCUGCCUGGGCGGUGGCGAGCUGGCGUGGGGCGAGCUGGCGUCGUGCGGGCAGAUGUCGCAGGCGUACCGCUACCAGGGCCGCUACCAGGCGCCGCCGCCGCAGUGCGCGCCUCGGCAGGACGCCGCUAUGAGGAACCACCAUAUAUUCCCGCCGGCUAUGAACUUGCAACCCGGCCUCCCCUACAAAGUAUACGGGGGGCACGAAGGCUCGCUCACUGAGAAGCGGAAGCAGCGCCGCAUCAGGACCACCUUCACGUCGGCGCAGCUGAAGGAGCUGGAGAGAGCCUUCCAGGAGACGCACUACCCCGAUAUCUACACCAGGGAAGAAAUCGCCAUGAAGAUUGAUCUGACUGAGGCAAGAGUGCAGGUGUGGUUCCAGAACCGGCGCGCCAAGUUCCGCAAGCAGGAGCGGCUGGCGCAGCAGAAGGCGGGGGAGUCCCCGGUGAAGGCGGAGGGGAAGCGGGACAAGGGGGCGUCCCCCGAGCCCGCGCCCCCCGCGGCGCCGCAGCCGGCCCACCAUGCGCUGCCGCACCUGUCGCCGCCCGACCUCAAGCCUAUCACCUCGGCAGCGAACAAGCUGUGUGAGGAGCUGAACGGCGGCGGCGGCGGGGGCGCGGGGGGCGCGGGGGCCGGCAAGUGGGGCGGGGGCUGCGGCCUGCUGCGGCAACCUUCGGGGUUCCCCUUGCUGGGGGUCGCGCCCCCGAACUACCUGCUGUCGGACCAUCUGGGGCCACUCGCCAAGACCAACAACCAUCUUUUCUAAUGCCCCCAAGACUGGGGCUACAAGUGAUGCUAAGUUGAAGAAGACUUUUGAAGGAUGUUGAACAGUGUGAUGAAAUAUGUGCCAAACUAAGGGUAGUUUAGAAAGUGUGUAAAACGUUCAGUGCCAACGAAAUGCAAUAAUAAAGACUAUGUUGCGGAUUAGUUUAAGAUUAAUGAUAAAUUAAUGGAUCGUGUGUAAAGAUUUAUCUAAAAUGUAUGAAUGUAGUUAAUAUGCAAGGUAAAUUAGAUGGUAAUUGUAAGAACUACGAACUGACUUGAUGAAACUGUGUGUCAAAAUUGUACAUAAGGAUAUUGGGAAUAGUAGUUAUGUACUAUAAACUGUACUGUAUACGUGGUAAACCUAAUAUUAGUUAGAAAAUGAACAAAAUCAUCUUUACCAUAUUCAGUCAUUUUCAGAAAAUACCUAUAACUAUUUAGCAGAUUUUUAAGUUACCUUUACUAAUCAAUUUAUAUUCUAGUCAAUAUCUAGUCAUUCCGAGAAUUCUAAUACUAAUGAUUAUUUAAUAUGAGCUAAUACUUCAAUAUAUUAUUUACUAGAUGUUUUAAUUUAUUUUGAAAAAGUAUAUAGUCCAAGUUUGUAAAUAUGUAUGUAAAUACAUGUAUUUGUUUAACAUAGCAACAUGAUUUCUUGGGUUUUGUGAAAACUACUUAAAAGAGUCGAGGGUGUUUUAAUAAAGAAAUUAAUAAACA